This is a messenger RNA of Camellia sinensis, 2426 nucleotides long. RefSeq lists its product as uncharacterized. The record is from RefSeq and is a predicted model, not a curated record. NCBI's taxonomy places the organism in Eukaryota, Viridiplantae, Streptophyta, Magnoliopsida, Ericales, Theaceae.
AAAAGGUUGAGAGAGAGAGAAACGAGAAGAAGCCCUCUCGAGUCGCGUUGUCAGAAAACUGAACAAAACUGUAGAGAGAGAAACACAGCGAAGAAAGAGAGCGUCGAAAUCCUUGGCAGCUAUGAAUCCUAGCAAAAUAGAAGACGAUCUCUUUCAUCAUCAUCAUGACCACCUGGACCCUCCGAUCAUGGACCAUCCAAACGAAUCACAACCGUCGAUUCUCGAUCACCACCACCAUCAUCAAGAGCCCUUCUCGAUGUCCGAGUUCGUCCUCUUCCGCUCCGACGACGACGACUCAGUGAGUCACACUUCCUCCGACGCCGACGAUACCACCACCGCCUCCGCCGCCGCCAACAACCAGCUCUCCACCGUCCUCGCCGCCGCUAACGACGAUUUCCCCCAAAACAACAACCCUAGGGUUUACAUUAACCCCGAACCUCACAUAUCGACUCAAUUCUACACAUUCAACGCCGAAUCUCACUCUCUGAUGAUCAAUUGCAUACUCGAAUCUCGCCUCGCGACUCCCGAAGAGAUCAGAGCUGCGACGCCCAGGCCUGUGCUCGCGAGCUGGAGGGCCGUUUGGAAGGACCGGAACGAAGACACGGCGUACCUAACAGCGUGGAAGCGAAUCCAAGACAAGCUCAACGUCCAUGUCGAUCCUCACGGUAACGAAUUCUUGUGUUUCAAGAACAAUUCGAAUCAAUUUGUUUCGCAUAUUAAUCAGUGGCAAGACAUAGUUAUGAGUUUUCAUGGUGAUGCUGACUUGAAACACUUAGGGCUUAAAGAAACUAUAGAGAGAAUUAAACAAGCGUGGACUGUAGGUGCUAAAUUUUAUGGAAUUCCUGAAAUUUAGUCAUUUAUUAGGGUUUGUGUUGCCGAAUGCCCUGUGUGCUCUGAUUCUUCCGGGUCAAUGCAAAGGACUAAACGGCGACGGUUUGAGUACACGGAGUCAUUUGAUGUGCCAGCUAAGGAAGUGCCACACAAGUUACAACAAUUGGCAGCAAAACAUAAGGUUGUGUUGUGUAUUAGGCAGAAGUAUAUUAGGUAUAAACCAUUUAUGGCAGAGGUUAAGGAUUACGCGUGUCAUCGGGCUGGAGAGCCAGCGUCGUCGAAGAAAUCGAAGAUUUUGAAGAGGGAACCGUAUGCAUCAAAGCGUUGCGGUUGUGGGUUUCGGAUAAGGGCAAUUGUGCCAAUUGCUAAUUACAAUGAGAAGGAUAAGACAUUUGUGUAUCAAGAAGAAGGGGUGGCGGUAUUUAAGUUGUAUGCGGUGCAUUCGGGGCAUGAACCUGGACCGUUAGAUGGCAACGCUAGGAUUAUGCAUCGAGUGGUGGGACAUAAAGGGGGAUAUUUGAUGGAUCCAGAAACAGUGUACGGGAUGAGCGAGGAAAUGGAAAAUGAGGGUUUUGCAUUCAUGGGAAAGGAUGAAGGGGAUCUGCAGCAGUCGGUUCUACAGCAAGUGCAGGAAUUGAGGAAUGUAAUUGGGUCGCUUGAAGGGAGAAUUGCAAAAAUGCCUCGUGAGCAAUUGGGGUCAGUCUCACAAGAAUUGUAUGAUGCUGUGAAUAAACUUAGAUCGAUAGGUGAAUAUAGUUUAAAGCCCAUUGGAUUGCUUUCUGACAAGUCGCAUUCGGAUGAUUUGUUGGUGGGAGAGGGCGAUUUGGCUGAUUGGGAUGAUCAUCACCACGAAAGGAUAUAUGGGGAUGGUAAGGAUGGAGAUUUGAUUGACGAAGAUGAAGACAGCUUUGGGCGAACCCUCGGGGAUGUUGCGUCUUGGGAUCAGAUGAGAACAGAGUGUAGGAGCGAGAAGAAUCUGCUGGGCGAUUCUUGCAAACCUGAAAAGUGGCUGAAAUGUGGGGAGUUCGAUGAGAAGAGCAUUCUUGACUGCGAGGAUUCCAAAUUAACCAAGCCCAUGAGGCAUGACGAGAAUAUAGUAUCAGAUGUAGGUCUUGUUGGUAUACAGGUUGACAGUUUCUAUCCGGAUAAUCCUAAAUGGUAUGAUUCCCCUUGUGCGUUGGACUCCACUACAGAUUGUGGUGAUAGUGGAUUCAGGCAUGGGGAGAUUGUGUAGAGUCUUAUAGAGUUGGGUUAACCCACUCUAACAUAAUAAUCAGGAGUUUGUUAGGUGCCAUUCAUUCCAUUUUCACAGUUGGAAGUGGGUUGUAUAUUUAUGUAUACAGAAGAUUGGAGCCUCUCACAUGCUUUUAGGUGUCCUUGCUGUAUGUGGUUCUGUAAAGUAUAGCCGCUUGGCUUCUCUACACGUAUUUUCUUUUAUAACUUUUUGUUUGCCAUGUUAUGGCCUUCAACUUUUGAAAGCUUCUUUCCUAUUCCGUUUUUAGUGUUACCUGAAAUUCUUCCUUUUCAAGGUAUUUUGAGAUAAUUUAAUUUUGUUGUUAUUUUACUUUCCUUUUAUAUGUAUCUAUCUUUCUAUA